This is a messenger RNA of Lymnaea stagnalis (great pond snail), 23623 nucleotides long. Lineage: Eukaryota; Metazoa; Mollusca; Gastropoda; Lymnaeidae. The record is from the annotation of a GenBank genome assembly.
ACCGUAAAAAGCCUCGUUGUGAAUAAACCAAAAUAAACUGACUGACAACUAUGACACGAUGAAUAUAUGAUAGCUGAACCAACGUAGCUGCUUAUUGCAUACAGUCCACUGUUUUGUCUUUUUGUAAAACUAUAUACUGUAUAACUUCUAGCAUGGACAAGGAAAAUAUCCAGACUUUUCAUAUUCAGUGCUUUCAAAGAUUGGUAAAGUCACCAUUUACGCAUACCCUUGCCUUCUAACUUUUUCUUAUCUUAGUCUCAGUUAACCGUACCAAAGUACCAAGGUCUCAGAGUACUUAUCAGAACGACGUCCACUGAGUAUUGAGUUUAUAGCCAACUCAACCAAGUAACUCUUCUGUCUUCUACUGAUUCAGUGGUUAUUAAAACUUAUUUAUUGUACGUAAAAAAUGUGGCUGCGGCUAUUCGUAUCCGGGUAUCAGAAAUGAGAGUUUGGCUUUAUUAAAAAGUAAAAGAAAUAUUGUAGGGUUUGUAAGACAAAAUUAUUUAUCAGUAGAUGAUUAGUAUCAAUGAUCAAUCAAAUAAAUGAUUAGGGGUGUGCCGGACCCCGGUCCGGAAUCCGGUUCCGCCGGAUUUUGCAUUAUCCGGUGAAAUCCGGUUCCGCCGGAUUUACAUGUAUCCGGAACAACCGGAUUCCGGAAUCCGGAAUAUACCGGAUCUCGGAAUUUGCCAGAUUUUGUGACUCACCGGAUCAUAAUCUGAAAUAAAAGUAAUUCUCUUUCCCGAAUUUCACACGAUCACGAUACAUUAAUCGAUUGUUUCGAGCGUUGAGCUUGUUUAAUGUUUAAUAUUCCGUACAUACCAGAGGCUAGAGUCAGCACCGCUAAUAGUGGCCAAUAGUGUAGGGACUUUGAUAAGAAAAUUUAAACUUUUUGUAAAAAUAAACCAAUGGCAUAGUUGAAAAGAUGUAAUUUUUUAAAGAAUUAUAACACCAAAAUCAUAUUUUUAGCUGUUGUAGUUUUAAAGUUAUGAAUUUUUAAAGUACGACUUGGUUUGUCAUUUUUUAACAUGGACUGCAUCUCCACAUUCUGUGAUCUCAUUCCACCAAUCCCGUCAUGCGCAAUGACUAUAUAGUUUAUAUAAGGCAACGCAUUCCCUGCCUUAUCACUAAAAUACUGUUUAGACUUAGUUUAAACUUUCAACUUUGGCACAUGAAUAAUUAAUUAAAGCUUUCCCUGACCAAUGGUUUAAUAGUUUUUGCACACGGCAAACUCUUAUGAAUGAAACUCUGAGGUAGUACUACGAUACAGUUAUGCAAGUGGCUGUGAAUGGUUGCCAAUGACAACGUGUUGCACACGGUAAAUUCUGAUCAUUUAUAAUAUGGAUUCUACCGGGUUGUUAAAGCUCAAAUUAAAACAUUCCAGUUUAAAUGUCUUUAAAUGCAUUCUGAAACACAAGUUAUCAAUUAUUUUGAUGUAAAUAGUGAUAAUAAAUUAAUAUUUCCUAAGUAUCGUCAACUUCCGCCAUUAAAAAGGGGGGCGUGGCCAACCCCAUGGCGAAAUUAGGUUGAGCGAGCUGCAUAACCUGCUGCGAACGCGUAGAAACAUGGCGUCUCUCGUAAGACACUUAUCCAAAUGGAACGGAACUCAAAUAUAUAUCGAAAGUACUAAUUUAAUAAUAAAUAGACACACACAUCGGAAAAUUAAAAACUCGGAUUUUUUGGCGCCGAUUGCGAAUUCCCAUACACAAAAAGUAGUAGUCCACCUUGACUUACCGAAGUAUCUACCAAUAGUACCAAAAUCCGGAAUCCGGGAGAAACCGGAAUCCGGAUCCGGCGGAUUUCGCAUAAGAAAAUCCGGAUCCGGAUCCGGUUGGAAAAAACGGAUCCGGCACACCCCUAUAAAUGAUAAUUGAAAGGAUUAUAUUUUUGUAAACAUUCUUCUUCAGUUUAACUAAAAUAAAAUACCACAAAUGAAAUCAGAAUAGCAUUUAAUUUAUUCUUAAGGGACCCGGACACACAUAGUCGGCCUAGCUGCUAUUCGGACUCGGGUCCCUUUGCCUUUAGACUAAAUGCUAUUUGCAGUUGGGAUGUCAUUAUUGUCAUUUGUGGUAGUUUAUUUUAGUUAAACUGAAGAAGUACGUUUAUAAAAAUAUAGUCCAUUCCCCAGAAACCCUCCCUAAUUAAAAAAAAAAUAAAAUAAGAAGCAAUAACUUGUACUUGUAUUAUGUGAAUACAAACAUCGAAAUCUUUUUAGUACGGUGCUGUAGGCGGAAGUGGACCUGGGGGGAACCUCAAUGACCUAUAUACAGUGGAAAACAUUGCCGGCCUUACCGCUAACCCAAAAUCAACCUUUAUAUUAUAUAUUUAAUAUUAUAAUAGAAGUGAAUGGUGGAAGUGAAAGUCAAAGUGCUUGGGCCCUUGGCAUAAUUAAUUAUGUACCUUAAUUAUUAACACCAAAAGUAAAUUAGGCAAAAGCCAACAAUUGCUGUCAAUUAGGCCACAUACAAUUACUUACCUAAGGCUAAGGCCUAAGGGAUAUGAUUCAGGGCGACAUAUGUAAAAGUUUUGUUGUUCGUUGUGUUGUCUACUGCAUUAAGAAUGUCUCGUGAAUAUUUGUUAACUAUAUCUUUUAAAAAUAGAAAUGGGGAAAUGUGGUAACUUUGGGGCUUUUAAAAAUAAAAAAAUAAAUAACUGAUAACCCCAUUUCUAUAAAAGCUAUAAAGAUGGAAAUGAUGUUUUUAUAAGCUUGUAGCUAUCCCUUUAAAAUGAUGUAUCUUUUAUGGCAAUCAAACAAAAUAUUAAAUGUUUUGCAACUAUAAUUAUAACUAUGUAAAUGUAUUAAGUCAGUAUUGGUCCACUGCUUAUUUAGUCCAUAGAAAAGAGGAAAUACACAAAAAGUUAUGAAGUAAUAACAAACUACUAUAGUAUAUAAUAGCAAUGAUAAUUAUAGUGUCGAUAGAUGUGAUAAUUUAGAUGAGUUCUUUGAGUCAAAUGGCUUCAACUUAAAGUCCCCUUAGUUGAUGCUUACUUAAUCCAUACUGACAAUGAAAUGAAAUGGAAGACGAUUUAGUCUUUGUCAUUCCCAACAUUGAUAAAACUGCAUAAUAUUCCCACAAUGAAGCUUUUACAAAAAUGACAUCAUUUGACAGUACUGAUAUAUAAUGCAUAUUUAGUUCAUAAUUUCAAUGCUAGUGUUAAAAAUGAAGCUAUGUUCUCAUGUUACAAUAAGAGUCCUUAAUCAUUGAUAUGUCCAUGGUUAAAGUAAAUAUGAUUGCCUACAUUGCCGGGAUGAUCAUUGCAUCCUUAGAACUUAUGAUGAUGACAAAGCUACUGGUUAUAAUGUUAAAAGUUUUUGAUUAAUGUAAGUGGCUGUAGAUUAGAUGCUCCUUAAGGCCAUCAUAAUCUGGAUGAUUGUGACACAUUCCAUUUAGAAGACCUUGUUAAACUCAGAAUAAAUGUUGUUAUGAUGAGCAAUUUAGUUUAUCACAUGGUAGACCAUGUCUUGAUUUCUGUAAGGAUAAAGCAGUAGUUUUCCUCUUUGGUUGAUGAUGUUGCCUGAUGGUUAGACAGAGGAAAGGAAAUCUGAAAGUAUUAACAAUGUCCAAAGAAUUAAACAUCAUUUCCAAAUAAGAAGAAAUUUCAAUUCCAUUUUAAUUGAAAAAAUUCAGGAAUUACUAAAAAUUUUUUAAAAUUUAUAAAAGAAAUUGUUAUGGAAUACUUCAUAUCCUAUACUUGAAAAUAACAUGACAGCAAUGAAUGAUGUAUUCAAAUUGAUCAAAUAUAAAGUUACGGGUCUCCAUCAGUGUAGGUAUUGUUUGAAGAUACUCACAGCUCUCUGUCACUAGAGCUGAAAUAUAUAUAUACAAAUUUAAUAAUAUACGAUAUUAGGCAAUAUGUCAAAGGUGUAUAAACCAGUUAAAAGGACAAUCAGAAAACGAUUCUUUUUUAGGAGGAAAUAUAUCAGCCUAAAUAUUGAAAAAAGAGAUUUUUUAAAUUUAUGGGUGAAUCAUUUUUUCCCCAUGAUUUGUUGAAUGGAAUAUCUGUGCUUAAUCCUAAUAAUAUUAUUAUUAUUUCCAAAUAAUUAAUGUAAUAUUGUCUAGUUAUAAAAGUAUGUAUGAAUUACCAAAAUCUUCUAAUAAUAAUUGUUCUAUUAUUGUGUCCUGACAGUUCAAGUUUUUUUUGUAUUAGUUAUAUAACCUGUUUACAAAACUAAAUAUAUAAACUUAUUUUCCGGAAAAAAAUCACAAUCUUAAGUUUAAAUACAUUUUUGAUAACAAUUUAUGAGUAGGAAAUCUUUGAAAUGAUGUAGAUGGUACUUAAUUAUUUGAUUUCUGUAGGAUUUCAAUAAUUCUGCCGAGCUGGGUAGUGUAGACGGAGACUAGGAUAGGUCCUAAAAUCUGAGCCUUGUGGCACGCCGCAGGUAACAGAAGUGUCAAUGGAAGAUGCUUGAUUCACUACAAUACGUGGAUUCCUGCCAAUCCAUUUCCCUUUCCCAUAAAUUGUUUGGCACAAGCCUUUUAAUUAAGUACUUACAAUCAUGGAUAUACAGCAGAACGUUCACACACAAGCAGAACACAUACAUUAGUUUUUGGAACGGAUGUUAAUGAGAAGGGCUCUUGUACUCUUGUCCUGACUUAUCAGAAACCAUUUUGACAUAGUAGUGGUCAGUACAGGACUGCUCCUCUCUGUGAUUUAUAUUAUGUUUCUAGGUGUGGAGGCAGACAAAAGCACUAUUGUGACAGACAAAAUCAUAGUUGAGACAUACAAAAAUCACAACGUGACAUACAUAAUCCAAAAAACUCCAGUUUCACAGAUAUUAAUGAAAUGUUUUAUUACUGAAAUGUUUUAUUACUGAAAUAAAAGUUCUUCUGUAAUCCUUACUAGUUCUAUCAUUGUUGACUAUCUCUAGGUUUCUCUAUAGCUAUAUGUCAAUUUUUCCUUUUUCAGUUUGACUGUCUUGACUCAAAUGUCUCUACUCGGCUCAAAUCUGUUCAAGUGAAUCGUCUCAACCGGUCAACUUUAUAGUCUUAACUCUUCAACGUCUAGUGUUCCGAAACUCUUUAUAUCUACCCCUCACAUUACAAAAAACUAACCAGCAUUCAAAUCCCACGGUUGCUGACUUGGUACAUUACUAACAGCAACAUUCUCCUGACCAAAUCCUUUACCCCAUUUAUAUGUCUAUUCCAUGUCUCUACCCCGUUAGUAACAUCUAUCAAGUUUAGGUUUUUCUAUCACUGAUUAAACGCUAUCCAGGUCAGUGCAGGGUCCUCCCUAACUUUUUAAUCCUUGUCCAGUAGCUAAGACCAUUAUUACCACAUACACCCCUAGUUAUUUGUGACAAUUCUAUUUAACAAUUUUGACACUCCCACCCCCCUCCACCCCCUUCCCAAUAUUGCGUGACAUCUUUACUUGUGUGGCCCCUUUAUUAAAAAACAUGGAUUAAGUUAGUUUAUGUCAUGAUAGUAUGUUAGGUUGGCAUAUAGUUCAUAUACUACAUACAUUCUUUAAAAAAUUAUAAAAAAAGACUGUAGUAAGAGCUAGAAAUUUCAAUUUUAAAAAAUGAAAGACAAAUGUGUUUUAGUAAUCUUUGACUUAUUUGUGUGAGGAAAUAAGCUAUAAAAAACGUAUGGGAAAACCUUUUUCAAGUCCCCAUAAUUACUACUUUGUUUGAGCCUUAAUAAGGAUUAAUACCAUGGACCAUUAUUUUUAUGAUCUACAACUAUUAGUUUGUUAAAGCAAUUUCCACCCUUGCAUGACAAAAUAUAGUCAAUUGAUCUUGUUGACAUUCAAGUGAGCAUUUCAUAAGUUUGUUACUUGAGUUGAUUAAUGAAAAUUUCCACCCAUAAUGUAGAAUUCACAAAUUUUACUUGGUAUUUCAAUGCCACUGCGUCAUUUACUGGCAUAACUGUCAUACAUAUAUUAUGUGUCAUAUAUUUGUAUUAUCAGCAUACUUUAACAUAUUUUAACUUACAGGGCUGACCUGAUGGAGGUGCCAGGAGCUGUGACCAGAACCAUAACAAAUGAAACUUUUAUGGAUGACCCUGGCACAUCAAGUGCUGAUGGCACACCUCCACCUCCAGCUUCACCCUUUCUAAACACAGGUACAAUCUACUUAAAAUGAAUCAUAUAGAGAGUUUUCCAAUUUGGAUGAUAAUUCUAGUGCUGUAACACAACUACAGGAAUGAAUACUUUUUAUGUGUUAAUAGAAUAAAAUAAUUUAAAAAUUAUGCAAGUACAAUUUCCUUAAGGCUUCUUUCUAGGUACUUUUUACAAUCAAAACUGCUUUCUAAAAAGCUUGAGAGAAGAGUUAGUUCAUAAACAAAAUGAUGAACCGUAAAUAUAAAAUAAUUUUAUCGCCAAUUGUUUCUUAGUGUUCUGCUUAUAGUUAUUCUCGUAUUAAAUUGUUUAUCAGGACAUCGACUGGGUCCAGACAGUGGAAUCAGUCCUAUUACUUCAGGCAACAAAUCUGAUGGAAGGUAAUUAAUCAUGAAUUUUGUGUAUUGAAAUUGGAAAUCAUUUUGAAUAUAUUUUUCUAACAACCAAAAAAUAUAACAUCAAGCAUUUUCUCCAUUUCUUAGCAAAUAGAUAACAUUAAAAGUUAUCUGAGCCGAGUUAUCUGAAAAUCCAGCCAAAUUUGUAUUUUGGGCGCCUAUGAGCUUUAUGUGCCUUUUCCUGAUAGGUGGAGUUAUCAUCUUCAUUUGAGGGAGAGAACUGUGCUACUAAGUACUGUUGCUACUUGUAUUUUCAGAAUUCAUCUAGUUUUGAGAAAGAAGACUGUUUAUAACAUGGCGACUUUUGCCCAGGAAAACCCACUCCCACAUAUUGGGUAAAUGUUAAAACGAGAAACAAAAAGUUUGAUUUAUUUCAGUGUACAAUUUAUUUCUUCUUUUCCUUUCAUCACAGCAGUAUAUAAUUUAUUUUGUCUUAUGCAUUUCUAUUUUGGACAAAGAUGAUCGGUCAGAACUCAGAUGGAACUUUGAGUGAGAUUGAACUAAUUGUUUGCUAUUAUUAAUAUUAUUUUCUCAAUGUGAUUAUUUUUAUGUGUUUAUUCAUCAAGUUAAAUUUAAAAAAACACAGCCACAUUCUUUGUAGGCUUGAUCUUAAUUGUACUUAAAAUUCUGUUUUGAAUCACUGUGCAUCAUUUUCAUUUUGUUUGCCCACAUAUCUAGGAAAACCACAAGGCCAAAUCAACUAUACUUAUUUCUUUUAUAUCAGAAACUAUUAUGCCCGUCAUAUAUGCCAGUUAUAGUUAAUAAUGGUGUUGGUGAUAAACUAUAUUUAAAUAUUAGUUUCAUUUGAAGUUUUUAUAGACAAAGAUAAAAUUGUGAAACUUUUCAUUACUAACACAAUUAUUAUAAACAAUUGAGUUUGAGAUCUGGGAAGAUAUAAUUGAAAAACUUCAAAGAUAUAAAAUGAGUUUAGCCAUGUUAAGUCCUUGGUAAUAGUAAAAUCAAAAUGAAUACUUAAAGAUCAGGACUUAACCAGACUUAAACUCCUUGGUGCUCUUAGGCAGUGUUUUUUUCCAUGGUACCUCUUUCAAAAUAAGAUGAUAUAAAUAUUAUAUUGAUUGUUAGUAAAAAUCAUUUUAGCACCCCCAUUUUCUUGGCGCCCUUGGGCGACACCUGAACUCACCAGCCUCAUAGACCAGCACUGCACCUUUAUCAGUAAGAUGGCAUACUGAUUUUUUUUUUUUUUUGAAAACUAGACCCAGCCUACCAUAAGGGUAUAAGUGAUAUUGACACAAUUCUAUUCCAGCUUCUGUUAAAUUAUUGUCUAUUCAUUAUACGAAUCUGUUUGAACUUUAUGAGGAAAAUAUGUGGCAUGCAUUUUUAAUGUUCAAAAAUGAUCAUUUGAAAUAAAUGGUAUUUAUAGAUUGAUAUUUUUAGAGUUUAUUUGAUAUUUUGUUAAAUCUUAUUUAUUAAUUACUAUUUAAAAAAAAAAAAAUGUGAUUAUGAUAUCGAUAUAUCAUCCAGGUUAAAUCUAGUUUUGACAAGAACUUAAAUCUAGAAUGUAUUAGAGCCAUUCAUGAUCACUUUUCAACUAGUCUUAUAAGUGUAUCAAGUGUAUAUUUUUUUAAGCUUUUAGAGAUAACUUGUGUCAUCAAUAUUUUGUAACUUAAAUGCACCUUAAAAGAUUCAAAUCAAAAUAGAGCCAUUGUUUUCUUGCUGAAUUUUCUUGUGUAUAUUAAGAGCUUCUAUUUGCACUGUUGUACUCUUACUUACCUUGCAGUCCAAGCCCAAGUCCUAAGAGCCCAGCCAAGAAAGUCCCAGAUGUAACUGUAAGCUUUGUUUUUGAAAGUUUAUCUGUCACUAUGCACUAAAGCUCAAAUGGGUCAUAUUUAUUUACGGUCCACACCCUGUGCCUAUAGUAUUAACCCAUAAUGUUCCAUCUACACUUGUAAGUUGUUAAUGCAUCAGUCAUUUACUUUCAUAAACAAAUUGUAUUUUACUCUCAACUGCAUCAUUGAUAUGUCCACUGAUUAUUCUCAACUCCAUCAGUCAUAUGUUCAUUGAUUAUUCGCAACUUCAUCAGUUAAAUAUCCACUGAUUAUUCUCAACUCUCCUCCUUAUAGAGGAGUUCCAGCUGCUACAGGUCAUAGGUGGUUGGUCCAUCUUUGAUCUGUGUUAGUCUAAUUAUAGAUGCAGUGCAGAUUAAAGCCUCAAUAGUAAAAAUUAAAGACUCAUCCUUCAGUUGUAUCAUGGGAAACUGUAACUGCAUUUCUAAUUAAAUAGGUUUUCAAUCUACUUUUGAUGCCGCACCCAUUAUAAUAGAGAUUAUAAAAAAAUACUUUUCUUCUACUUCAUCAGGAACUGCCCAUCAAUGUGAGUAAAUCAAGGACACUUCGUUUCCAUAAAUUAUUCAAGUCUGCUCCAGUUGAAGAGUAUCCUAUUGAAUGUAAGUUUGCUUUGGCACUGUAAAUAUUGAAUGUUAGUCUGGCGUGGCACUUUAUAAAUUAUGUAGUUUAAUAUCACAAAAGCUCAUAACAGGAUUCACAGGUCUUUGUAGGAAUCUUUAAACCCCUAAGUCAAUUUCAGUAAAAUCUAGGCAGCUAGAAUAAUUACAUUUUAGAUUUAUAUUAUCAUGGAUUUUAAAUAUUCUUUUUUGGAUAGAUUUGAUGGAUUUAAUGUAGUUUAAGCUGCUGUCAUUGGAUUAAUAUAUGCUUAGAUAAUGCAAUGUCAUUAAAAUAAUGUCUCUCACUAAAUUUUUUGUUAUAGUCAUAUCAAAAGAUUCCUUUAUUGUAACCACAAAUCAUAACAAUGUCUUGCAGCCUUCUCCUGUGCCUUCAAAGGGGACAUACUGCUUCAUGGUCAAAUGUAUGUCUCCCAUAAAUGGGUAUGUUUCUACUCAAAGAUCAAGGCAAAGGGACGUUGUGUAAGCUUAUUUUUCCUUUUUGCUUUCACUUCCAUUUACUGUUGGCUAUAAAAUAAUUAAAUACGUAGAUUUGAAAUUAUAUAUUUAAUGUCAGUGUUGUGUUAUGUAACCUCUUUGUUUUUCGUUCAGCUCAACAUAUUGACAUUAAGUUAUGCUAUCAAAAAUGUUAGUUGAAGUCUAUUAUUGAUUACUUAUUUUUCUUGCACACUUCUAAGGUACCUGUUAUAGUUAAGAUAGAAAAAUUACUCAUUUUGUAAUUCGAAUACUUAUACAGCUUUAUAAAUUAAAUUUAAAAAAAACAACCUACUAAACCUUUAAAUCAAAAUCACACUGGGAAAUAGGCGGAAAAAAAAAGUGGGGUGUGGGGGGGUAUAUAUUCCAUUACACAUAUUCCUUUACUCUAUUAUUUCUAGAUCCGGCUACCCAUGUUUUCACUAAUUGAUGCUUUCAUUUAAAAAAACUGCUUCUUGAAAAUGAUGUCCCCCUGCUUACAGUAUUAUGCUAAGUUUAAGCUUCCUCAUGCUUAAUUUUAUUACCAAUGCAAGUCAGCCAGAGAAGAAUUUUUUUUUAAUCAUUUUGUUUUGUUGACUUGCUAGGUUUAUUAUUAUAUUUUGUAGGGAUGUUCUGGAAUAUAAGUUAUUUGUUUUUAAAUUAAAUAUCUUUUAAAUCUUUGAUUGAAAUAAUUUAUGCAAACACCCUGCUUCGGUUUCAGUAAUAAAACUAUUGACCAAUGAACGUAACAAAAUAACACCAUUAAAUACCUAAUUCCUGAUGUAUUUUACCCAGAAAACAAUUUAUGUAAAUAUAGGUUCAUGUAUCCAACAUGAAGUGUGUUAAAUUUCAAUAUUUUCCAUAGAUUGAAAUCCCCUUUGAUAAAAUUAUCAGCAUCACAAGAGAAAAGUUGGCUUUGAUCAUUCCAAAUGCCAUUGGUAUCCAGAUAGCAGAUCACAAGGUAUGUAGAUGAAUUCUAGAUGAAGACAAGGUUACUAGAACUAUUCAUUAACUGCCUUUUGUGUUCUGGUUUUGAGGGUCUUUUUCUAAAAAGUGUAUUUUCUUUAUAUUGAAAAUCAUUCUAAGCCAUGAUUUUUAUUUAUUUAUUUUUGUCUACAAAACUUGGGUAUUAUUUAAAUGCAGAUACUAAGAAAAUGGAUUUUAAAAUUUUGUCUACAUCUCCUGGACAAGAUAAAAUAGCCAGUAUCAGCCCACAAAAAUUGUGUCAUCAGUUUUAAAUAACAUCAACAGUCACGCUAUUAGACAUAGUCACAAACAGUAAAAUAAGUGACAAAAACAUGCACACAAGUCACUUAACUUUUGGUUCAGACCAGCACCUUUUCCACCUUUGUCAUGACACAACCGACUAACUAAUCUCGAAGUCCAGACAUACAACAUUCAGAAAUUUAAAAGAUAUAAGCUUUAAAGAAGAUUCCUCAGAGGGAGAAUCAUCAUUAAAUAAGAUUCUAUGGAUCACACGAUGCCCAUCUCAUUGUUUGGUAAAAUGCCCACAAGUACCUUUUUUAUUUGUAUUAUAACCUGGCAACUAAACAGUAUAUGAUGACUCACUGAGCAAAAAGUUCUGGUUUAGAUUGAUGUGGAAUAGUUAGGACAUAAGAUGCUUUUAUUGAUUCAAAAUAAAUUGGAGGUUGCCUUGAUUGCAUUGUACAUAUAUUGUUUUCAGUUUUGAAAGUCCUUGUGUUUUUGUAGUUUCUUAAAAUUGGUAUGUAGCAAAACAUUCUGUGACUCAUUUUGUGGUCAGAAUAGCUGUUAGGUUCUUGAGUGUACUUUGGCAUUUUGAACUGCAAGCUCAGAUCCCUUAUUUGAAAAUAAAGUUAAGGACUGGUAUCUGUAUUAAUAUGCUAGUCUUUCUUAUUUAAGUUUUGGUUAAUUAUGUUACAUUAGAUAUAGGAAUGUAUUUUGUCACCAAGGGCUUAACUACAAGGAGUUAAAAUUUCUUUUAUUGAUCCAAGAUAGGAUAUACAAAAGCAUUGCUUCGUUUUGUGUAUGAAAAUAUUUUUACUUUUGAGACUCUGUCAUCACAUAAAUUUACAACAUUCACAUGCACGAGACCCUUUAAAUAAGUUUGUCACUUGAAACCAAAUUUUUUUUUAAAUAGAUUUUUUUUUCUGUUAAACUAUAAUUCUCAACAACUUGGUAUGAGUGAGCAUCUAGACUGUGGCUAAAAACUAAUUUUAACUAAUGGAAUGCAUUUUGGAAAUUGAUUUUGAAAUCAAUAAGAACUUAGUUUAAAUAUUUAUUGUUUAUAAUAAUUUUGACUUCUGGAGAUUAAUUAAAUACAAGAUAAAACCAUAAAAUAUUCCAAUUUUCUUUUCAGUAUAUAUUUGUAGUGAACGUUAAUAUAAUAAAUCUUUGUCAGUUCAUUAAGUUGAGAUUAAUCAAGAAUUUGAGGCAGUUUAAAUUGUUAAUAAAAUUUGUCAAAAUAUGUUUUUGGAGUUCCAAUUAAGUAAGAAUUUUAAAAAUAUGAAAAUGAGACUAUCAUAUUUUUUUUUACAGUAUGUUUUUGGAUCGUUCAUCUCAAGAGAUUCCACCUACAAAAAAUUGGUAUCAUUGUGGAAACUUAACCAAGAUUUGGUAAGUUUGUAAUAUUUGGCUGAACAUAUUGGAGUAGUUUGUUUAUUAAACAUUCUUUUGCAGUUGUCAUAUUUAGUCAUUUGGUGGAAGUUUCGAUGAUUAGUUUAGUUUAGUUUUUCAAUACUGCUUUUACAAAAAAUGGGUGUCCUUCCAAAAAUCACUACAUAAGUUGACCAUUCAUAUAUUAAUGCUAUAAUGCUUAAUAUAAUUAUAUUGCUUAAUAAAAUCUUAUUAUGGAGGCAGUGCUAAAUUUUAUUCUAUAUUCAUGCGUGUAUAUUUAUUAUUCAUCAUAAGUAUUAUAACACUCAUAUUUUAAGAAUGCGGACUAAAUUACUAAAUUAGAAAUAAUUUGAUGCUUAACAAAUAAAUAAAACAUUAAAUGGCAAAAAAUCAUCACCAACAAAGACUACUGGAGAGGACAUACCAAGUGCCUAACACUGAAGACGCCAUAAGGAAAAGAUGGAGGUGGAUAGGGCACACUCUUUUUUAGCCCCCCGAUAACAUCACCAGACAAUCCCUAACGGAAUCCUCUGGGGAAAAAGGAAGAGGUAAAGGCCAAAGAAUAUAAAGAGACACGAGCUAUCAGCAGACGCACAAAGUAUGAGAUACACCUGGAAGCAAUUAGAAAGGAAAGCACAUUACCGAGAUAAAUGGUAAAUUCUUGAAGAUGGCCCAAGCCCCAUUCGUGGUAAAAGGCAUAAGUUUCAAAUGAACUUUGCUAGAGAGGUAUUGAGGUAUUCUACAUGCUAUGUGUUGAGUUCAAUAGGUCUUAUUUUGUUGAAAUAUCAAACAUAUUUCUCGCAAUUUUCAACUAAAGGUAUCAUAACAUAGCUUGUAACUCAAGUGUACCCCUCUUUUUGAUUGUUAAAUUAGUUGCAACAGUUGUCCUGAUCUCAAGAUUCUAUGGCAGCCAGUGUAGGUAUCACUCAUAAACAUUGUCAAACUUAUUUGUUCAGGCUCAUAAGAAAUAAAAGCUAAAGUUUAGUUCAGCAAUUAAAAUUGAUUGAAUUGUGAAGUAAGUGGCUCAUUCUUAACAAUACAUUUGGAUCCCAAGAAAUGUAUAUUUGAUUUGUACCAAUCAGUUGCAGUUGAACCAUUGAUACUCCUUGUGGUUAAAUAAUCAAGCCUGUCUCACAACUUCUCUCUCUAAGUUUUUAAUAUUUUCUGUGAUAUAAUAAUUUUAGCUUUUAAAAACUCUAAAUUGGUGUUAAAUUCAUCUGAAUUGCCUUAUAUUAAUUGAAUAUUGCUGAAAUUAUGCCACUAAUCAGUUAAUAUAUAUUGCUUUUCACUAUCUUUGAGGCUCUCUAUUCAAGUUUUAAAUAAAAUCUGAGCAUCUAUGUUGUUCUGCACACAACUCCAUAUUUGUAAAAGCACUUGUUUCACUCUGUCAACAAAGCAGGUUAUUUCCAUUCAAUGCAGUCUGCUUUUAUACCAAAAUAGAAUAAGUGUUAGCUAGUACCACAUAAACUUAAUUGUUGGUCAAAAUACACAAUAUCUUUUAAUUAUAUAUUUCUCUAUAAUUUAAAUCUAUCAGUUCUACAGAUUAAAGAAAUGCAGCCCUAAUCUGAGAUAAACUAAAGCAAUUUGUUCCUUCUUAUUCUGGUGAAAAUUGUCUAAAAUUGAAAUUUUUAAUAUCUACAAAGGUUGACUGAAUGGCUUGAAGUUAAAUUGGUUAAGGUGGCAUUAAAAACAUAAAAAUCUCUCUCUUUUAUUAUCAUUUGGGCCAAAUUCAAAAAUGUUUUUUUAAAAGCAAUCUGAUGGGGAAAUUUUGAAUGCUUCAACUUGAGCGAGUCAUGCAUGAUGAAGCAUGUAAAUGUAAAAGAAAGACAGAUGCCAUCAAUGUAAUUCAAAUGGUACUAUUAAAUGGAAAUAUAUCAUUUAUAUGUUAAUGUAUGAAACUGCAUGUAUAGUUCCACAAACUGUUUUUUUAUCAGCUCACAUUAGACACUGUAACUUCUUGAGAUGGAGAAUGUGUUCAUCUUCAGUAGUGUUUUACAAAUAAUCCAGUGGGAUUAGCAUGUAACCAAAAAAAUUUGAUAAACACCUCAUUAAAGUUUCAACCAUUUCAAUAUUAAAUUUCUGAAGUUAUGUCUCAAUGUUAAGAAAAUGUUAUAAUUAAAUAAAUUAAGUAGUAUUAAGUGAAAACAUUUAUGAAGUUGCUGAUCAGUUCAAAAUCAAUCGAUAUAAAUGUGUUUCAGAUAUUAGGAGAUGUUGGACAUGAACGAGCUAGUGUGUUAGGUCUCUCUCACAGUGGUGACAGCACAGAGAGUGACACAACAGAAGAUGAUAUUAAUGCGGAGGAUCAACUGGACAGAGUCUUACUCUCUGGAACACAUCGCAAAAUUGAUGUGGAUGUCCUAAGGCAUUCAGAUCCUUCCCUGAUUGUCAGGCAAACUGGCUCUCAGCCAUGUGAGUAGAUAAACAGACCUGUUUACCCUCAAACUCUCAAAAAUCGUACAAUAUCAUCACAUAAUCGUUCAUUACAUUCUCUAUAUAGAAAAAAAAAAGUGCAGUAUAUAUAUGAUGUAAACACCUCAAAAUCGUACAUUGCAUGCCAAAAUCGUAAGAGUAAACAGGUCUGGAUAAAUAAUAUAAAAGUAGUAUUGUGUCACACCUAUCAAAAGCGUACUGCAAGCUUGAUAAGAGUUAAAAUCAGGUCACCUUGGUGCAAAGCAACAUUCUUGAUAAAAAAAGAAAAGAGAUUCUCUUGGCUCAAAUAAGAAUGUCAGAGAGGGUUAGAAGAGAUUCUUGUGAGUACAAUAAGAAUGUCAGAGAGGGUUAGAAGAGAUUCUCGUGGGUCAAAUAAGAAUGUCGGAGAGGGUUAGAAGAAAUUCUCUUGGGUCAAAUAAGAAUGUCAGAGAGGGUUAGAAGAGCUUCUCGUGGGUCAAAUAAGAAUGUCAGAGAGGGUUGGAAGAGAUUCUCUUGGGUCAAAUAAGAAUGUCAGAGAGGGUUAGAAGAGAUUCUCGUGGGUCCAAUAAGAAUGUCAGAGAGGGUUAGAAGAGAUUCUCUUGGGUCAAAUAAGAAUGUCAGAGAGGGUUAGAAGAGAUUCGCUUGGGUCAAAUAAGAAUGUCAGAGAGGUUUAGAAGAGAUUCUCUUGGUCAAAUAAGAAUGUCAGAGAGGGUUAGAAGAGAUUCGCUUGGGUCAAAUAAGAAUGUCAGAGAGGGUUAGAAGAGAUUCUCUUGGUCAAAUAAGAAUGUCAGAGAGGGUUAGAAGAGAUUCGCUUGGGUCAAAUAAGAAUGUCAGAGAGGGUUAGAAGAGAUUCGCGUGGGUCAAAUAAGAAUGUCAGAGAGGGUUAGAAAGAGAGAAAAGUGAAGUGGACUAAAUCCUUGUUAUAAAGUGUACUAAGCUGUUUUCUGCUAUUCUUUGUUAAGUGCCCUAGUUCUCAUGACUGACCAAAGUUGAUAAAUUUUUGUUGUCAGGUUUGAACUGCAGAAGUGCAAUGAAUACAUUCUAUUCAUUUUCACUAAAACUCCAAAAGUAAGUCCAUAGUUACAUAUUGACGUCAUCUCCCUCUUAAUAUUUAUUUUUCAUUGGUUGCUUAGACAUGAUCUAAUAAGCUCAUAAUUCAAGAAAACUUUAAAAAAAUAAUUUUUUUGAGACCUAUCCCACCACACUUACCUGCAUUGACUUACACAAUAUAUAUUCUCCUUUCCAGAAUACCUGGUACUAACAUGCUACUUUGUAUUUGCACUAUUCUGUAAGUAUAUGAAAAAAAAGACAUGUAAAAUUCCAGUACUCUGUAACUGGGUAAAAACAAUUACUCAAUGUUAUUUUAUAUUUAUUUCAUCUUCAAUAUUACAGCAGCAGUAAAGAAAUUCUGCCUCUUAAAAAAAACUAUUUUAUUUAAUAAUUGCGAAAAAACAGCAUCAGUAAAAUUGAAAAUUAAAUAGUAUAAACCAACGCAACAAUAUUGUAGAUAUAACAAAUUUAUUGCUGCAAAAUUAGCAAAUGAUAUUUUAGCAUGUCAUAUUUAUUUUUCCACCACUUCAACGAGAUAACUGUGCUUCUUAUGUAGUCAGAUCAAAAUAUUUUGUUAAAAGCUUGAAAGUCAGCAGAAAUUGUGUUUUAUAAUUUUUCAAAUUUUCUUUUUUCAGUGUCUUGUUUCUGUUCCUGUCAGCCAUGGGACUUACCUACAAGAUACUCUUACUGCAAAGCAGACUGGAGAUCAGAAAUGUUUGGACACCGCAUGCUUCUAUUAGUUUUAGGUGGGGAAAUAACAAAUAUUGAAUUUUUUUAGAUACUAAAAGCAGCUCAAAACUUAACACUCUUUGUUUUUAGGGACAAAUAAUCCUAAUCAAAAUAAAUAUUUUUUGUCUUACACUUUAAAAAAAAAAAAUAAUGGUUUUCACCUUUAAAAAAAAUUGGCUGAUGUUUGAUCUAAAGUAGUAAUAAGGGGAGAGACUGCAAUCAGGUUAGCAAAAAAGGAAAUGAGUGAACCAAAGUAUAGGAAAACCUGAAAAGGGGAAUGCAACGAAACAAUGAAUGUUGUUUUGUUGCAUUCCCUUUUGAAGAUUUUCCCAUCCUUUGUUUCACCUAUUUCCUUGAUCUAAAGUAGCGUAUAUUGAGCUCCUUCUCCCUUUUCACUCCUUUCAAAUUGGGAUUUAAAGUUCUGAACCAUUUUGGAUAUUAUCAUUGUUGUAAACUUAACCGUUUCAGACCUGUUCACUCUUACGAUUUUGGGGUACAAUGUACGAAUUUGAGGUGUAUACAUUAUAUAUACUUUAUGUUUAUUUUUCUACUAUUAAGAUAAUGUAUUGAACGAUUUUGUGAUGAUGUUGUACAAUUUUAAGAGUUUGAGGGUAAACAGGUCUGCGGUUUUGUUUUACAUAAGAUUUUUGACAGUUUUUAAUUUAGAACUUUGUCUUGCUUGCUGGAUAUUUUCAUGUUUGUUGACUUGUGUUCCCAGAGACAGAGCAAUGAGCAACUUAUAUUGGUUGCAGACUGAGACUCAUACUGCAGUAGUUCGUCAGCUUCACAGUGUUUUGGAAGCUAACAUUCACCUGCUAGAAGAGGUUUGUUGAUUUUUUAAAAAAAGCUUGAUUUUUAUGAAGAACAGGGUCUUUGUAUAAUGAUAAUUUGGCAACCUUAAUCCAAUGGCUCUUGCCACUAGCAAUAAUUUUACACCACUUGCAAAUUCAUAUUGUCUGAAUUUUUUUCUUUUGAAGACACACACAUAACUGAUAUGUGCUUUAUUUUAUUAGAAUAGUGUAAUGAGAAUAGAAAAAUGCUUAAUUUUGAACAAGGAUCAACAUACGUUUAAAGAAUUUAAGACUGAGAAAAUACAAAUUAAUUGUUUUUUAAAUUGCUGGCUACUUUUAAAACUGACUGGUCUAUUUCUCCUCUUUUUCUCAUCAAAGGUUCAUAUUUUACUAAAGAGCUUACAUAGAGCCCCAGAUAGCUGUUCUGCAAACUGUAGCAAAGGAGGCAAAUGAUUGAGACAAGGCAGACUCUUUAAGUGCAGACCUGCACAUCCUUGCAUUGGUACAGGUUAUGUUAUAGAUACUUGCAUUAGCACUGGUGAUUUUAUAGGAAUAUUCACUGUUUGAUAGGACUUAAUUUUAUGGGCUACUUCACAAUGUUUCAUAAUCACAGUCAGGGUUAGAUUGUAUAUUGAGGUUUCGUGGUUUUUCAGUAAGAAUUAUUUAUUAUAUAAUUAAUUAUUAAUGUUGAUUUUGAUAUUUGGGUUAUGAACAACUCAGCUUUUUUUCAGUUUUCCAAUUCUAGAUUUCAGGUUUGAAAUUGUCAAAUUCUAGAUACUUAAAAGAUGUUUUUCUCUUUCAUCAAGUAUAAAAGCUGAAUGCUGUUACCCUUUAUGUUUAAUAGGUCAUUUAAACAAGUCAAAGAUACAUAAAAAUAAUGAUGACUAUGCAUCUGCAUAAGGUUCAUACUUCAUCAUUUAUAUCUUGGGAAAACUUUGGCUUCAGGAAUCUGAAUUUUUAAAAAGUUACAAAUUUAACACAAAGAAAAAAAGAAAAAGGAAAAAAAAGAAGGAAGGAAAAAUAAAAAGGGCAAUUUAUGGAAAAAGGUAAAGUCAGAAAUGUAUUUAGAGUAGCUUCCAUAAACAUAAAUUAUAGGAAAAUUCUUGAAUAGAUUAACAUUAUAUCACAGUAGAAAAUAAUACCUAAUUUUUAAAUAAAUAAAUAAAUAGAUUGUAUGGGGUAAUGGAUGCCUUUAGCUAAUCCUAAUAGUUAAUCGAUUUGUUAGAUAUCAGUGUUGAAUUUUAAUGUGUUCACUAAAAGAAUGAUGUUUGACCAGUUCCUCAUCAAUAACGAGUUGUAUAUGAUUAAGUGCAGCAUUUGUGGAUUGCACUUUCAGAAAUUCAUCCACAAUGCAAUGUUGCACAAAUUAACCUCAUGCGCUUAUGUGCAGUUCUGUUCAGACAAAUGUGUAUUUAUAUAUGUAGAUAUUUCAAUGUUGAAGUUGUUCCUUUUAGCUGUCAGUGAACGACCAUUGAUGAAUCACUUAAUUAUUAUUAUUUUUUCUUUUGGCAUGAUUAAAUUUUGAAUUGCUUUGUUCAAUGUGCAUUGUAAUGAAUACUUGGAAAUUUACCUCCAUAAUUAUAUUAGAAAAAACUUUUCUGAAUCUAAUUGAUUUUGAAUCACUUCAUCGAUUUUUAAGAGUAAAAAAAAAAAACUGUCUGAUAUUACAUAAUCCUGAAGGCUUGCAGUUAACACCUACCUGCUAUACUUUAUGUUGUUCUCGAUGGCCAUAUAUUAAAUGGUACAGAUGAUGGUAGAGACUGCUAGUGGGGGUGAUAACAGCUUUCUUAAAACUGAACUUGCUGAUUUGGUUGUUACCUUGUGAUGAUCUUCAUGUUCUUGUGAUAAAAUUAACCAACCAAUGACUUCUGUUGGACUGUAUGACUUACUGCUACGUUACAUUUUCCUGAUAUUUCUUUCAACUUUUGUUACUUUAUAUCAUAAUUUAAUCACUUCCAUAUUUACGUCAUCAUUGGCUGCUUGACUGAUUGCCUUUUACUCUUGGUUGAGCAAGCUUAUGAUACCCAACAGAGCUUUUCUUUGUUUACCAUUUGUGUAAUUAACUCAUUAUUUCAUUAUCCUGUGAUUUUAAAUUUCUUAAAAUUUGUUGCGAUAUUUUUAAAAUUUAUUAAAUUACAUUGAGGGAUGAUUUAUUUCCUUUGUAUAGGAUAUCAAAGUUAAAGAUAAAGUUAAUAAUGGCACUGAUAGUAGCGCUGUAAUUAAAUUGGUACAUAUCAGUAACAUUUGUUGUCUUUGACCCUCUGUCUAAAAAAAAAUUAUUUGCUUGGCAGAGUUAUGUGAAAAUCUUUAUGGUGUCUUCCUCUUUCAUUUUUUUUUUUAAUGCUGUAGCUUAUAAACUGGCAACUAGUUGAACUGCAGUAAAUUGUGUGCAUCUUCAGAGAGUCUGUCAUGCCUUAAACAUAGUGGUAGCAAAAUUAGAAACUAUAAUGGCUUAUUAUAAUGGCUGCAUUGUAGCAAUGUUAUUCUGUUUGAAUGAAUGGGAAAAUAGUUGUUUUUUUAACAUUGAUUUCAACCAGUCAUUUCAUUUAAAUAUUUUAUUUUGUGAAAACAUGAAAUGGCUAAUAUUUGACCCUAUUCAAAAAGAAAAUAUUAAUUCAAACAAUUAAUUCAUUUGAAAGAGCAUAUGUCAAAUACUGUAUGAUGAACUUUGUUGUUGAUUACACAUUAUUUUUCGUAGGAUGUGUUAUAUUUUACCAUACUUAAAUGAUAAGAACCAAAGACAAGGCAACAUGGCAGUAAAUCUUCACUGACAUCUUAGCACUUUGAGUGUGAUCAGUUGAUUUUUUUUUUUUUUUCAUUUAAAGUCUGUCGUAAGAUACUUUUCUCUUCAUUUCUUUGACUUAGAUUAAUUUAUGACUGCGCUACAAACACCUUAAAGAAGAUUAUUACCGGUAUGUGAAAUAAAUAAGCUAUAUGAAAUUUAACUAAUUUUUGACUUUUGCAUUAACACUUUUACGAGAGAUUAAUCCCUUUUAUUAAUACAUUACUUUGAAUAUUCAGUGCAUAUUUGCUACACAAAUUUUUGUCAUGAAGGAUAAGCUCAGUUCAUUACUACAAAAAUAUUCAUAUGUGGCAUUAACUGAUACAUUUGUGUAUCCUUCUAAAUACACUGCAGUCUUAUAAAUAAUUAGCCCUGUGACAGUUCACUGAUACCUCUCUGUUUACUUCUAAAGAAUUAAUUAAAUACAGUCCAGUGUUAUAAAUAAUUAGCACUGUGACAGUUAAUAGUUUGAUGUAAAAUAUUCAGUAGGGCAUUAGAUUCCUUUUAACCAAUGAACUCUUCUAGGGAAGUAUUGAUCUCUAUUAGCAAAUGAGUUACUGCUGAUACCAUAAAGGCAUGAUAUAUACUUUUAUUGCCACAGAAUUUUGAUUGACUUGUUUUAAAUUUAUAUUUAUAACACCGUCACUACUUAAACCAUUUGUUUGUGUCCUCAAAAGGGAAGAAGUUAGCUUCACUGGAGUUAGUUGCUUUAGUGUGUCAACAGUGUUUUAUAAUAGAUGUGUUUCCUUGUGUUUACAGUUUUUUGGUUUUGUAGAUUUUGGCGCAAUGCCAUGAUUUUCAUAUAAGAAAAAAAUUAGAAUGAGUUAUUGGAGUUUUCUGAUUCCCUCAAAUUUGUUGAAAUUCAUAUGCACUAUUUUUGUUGCACUCCAAGCAAAGCCUGACUAAUAUCCCUUUGGGAUAUAAUAAUUUGAAAAAGUUGAUGAAUUAGUGUAAUGCUGUUAAUUAUUGAUCAGUAAGUUAAAACAUUAAACCAUUAAAACACAAAUGUAUGACAUAGAAUUUGUCACAAUUUUUGCCUUUAUAAUCAGGCUGAAAAAUUUGCUGGAUCAGAUUUAAAAGCUUUUGUACUUAUGCAGCAAUUGACAAUUUAAAAAAGGAAUAAAACACCUCAUUUUUUCCUGAUCUCGAACAUUUGAACACUUUGACAUUCAUAAUAUUUUAUGACAGCUCUUAAACUUAAAGAAAUGUCAAGCAUCAAACCAUGAUCUAACACCUCAUGUCUUAUUUUAGUCUGGCUUGGGUUUUUUAAUUCCUACAUGUGAAAGAUCCGUUUCAUUGGAACCUAACAUUGCAUAACCUUAAAACAAUGACGCUAUUGAUUUGAUGUUUUGAUUUAUAAUGAACUGUGCAUAGAUAGUCACAGUGGCGCCACUGUUUUCAGGGGAAAUUGUCAUCAUCAACUCCAUGCACCAUUGUCAUCACACCUCACAUCAACCUGACAUCUAAAACUAACAUUUGUCCCUUGGGUCCACACUUCAAAAGUUAUUGUUUGCAGGGAAAGAUUACUCUAACUAUUUCAUCUUGAUAAACAUAUAAAUGUUGCUGAAUGUACGGGUAAUUUUAUUUGUUUUUUGUUGAUUUAUGUCCCUCUGUCCCAAUGCCACAUCAGAGGUUCACGUGUUAGGUUCAAGUAAACAAGUGGCCAAAUUUCAUAUUAGUGAUCAGUAAACAAGUGGCAAAUGUCAUAUUUAGUGAUAAGUAAACAAGUUGUCAAAUGUCAUAUUAGUGAUAAGUAAACAAGUGGCCAAAUGUUAUAUUAGUGAUCAGUAAACAAGUGGCCAAAUAUAUUAGUGACCAUUUAAAAAAAAAAAGUGGCUGAAAAUCAUUGGUUAUUUUAUGAACAUUUUAAUAAGUAGUUUUCAUGUUUAAAUAACUGUUUGUUUAGUAUCUUGAAGGCAUUGUUAGGUGUUGACUAUAGGUUAGGUUCCCACCUCACUAUUAUAUGAAUAUAGGACCAAAAAUGUGAGCAACAACCUACAAAUAAAUGGACACAUUUUAAUUGUAUGAAUAUGUUAGUAUCUGUCAUUUCAUAAGACCAGAGUAGCCAUUUAAUUUAAAAAAACUGCAUACAUUUGUAUACAUUGUAAAGAAAUGAAAGCUACAAGAUUAUCUAGAUCAGUGUUUCCCAACAUUGUGUGUGUGUGUGGGGGGGGGCAGUCCAAUGACUAUGGGGGACAAUUAUUAGUCUCUGACAUAGGAAAUGUAUUUACCUUUGAAAAAGGGAUUGUUUAUUGUGGGAUGGCAAAGUUUGCCAGGAUUCUAUUUAUUAGAGAUAACUAAUGUUAAUUAUUGUGUGUUUAUUUAGAAAGUUAACUUGGCCUAUCUGACCUGCGGAACCCUUAUACAUAUUGAUGUCCUUUUUUUCAUUGAGUUAUUUUUGCCACGUUUUGAAUUGGUUCGCGUUUUUUAUUUUUGUCUGGUAAAGGAAUAUCAGAUGAAUGACAUGUACACAUUUAAGAAGGAAAUGAAAUAUGACUUGGUCUUUUUUCAAAAAGUCAAUUAUGUUUUGAAUUAUGUUAGAGCACAUUCUAUCACUGCUGUUUUAUAUAUAGAGCUUGACUACUGUUGAAAUUUAGACUAAUUUUAUGAGUACUUGAUGUUUCACUGUUAUCAGCAUUGUAGAAUAGAGUCCAAGUUACUUGGCAUAGUCUGACCCUCACUACAAUUAAAUUUUACCUUAUUAUAGAUGACGUGAUAUCAUAUAGAGUUGGAUAACUUUGUGCCUCCAACUCCAAAUUUUCCUUUUGAAUGGCCUGGAAGCCAAUAAAUGAUUUCAAAUUUUUAAAGAACAAAAUUCUAAAAAACAUAACUGUCAUGGAAUUGAAUGUGGCACCCCUAUAUAUUCCCAUUCACACACUUCUUGAUGGCCACUGCUUCAUGGUCACUGGAUGGCCACUACUUCAUGGUCACUGCUGUGCCACAGCUCACACAUUAGCAGCCUUAUUCACCCUUCCCCUCAACCCUAAACUUGAAAUACCCACCCUAAAUGUAACACUAUUUAUGUUUGACAAGGAUGGUCAUCAGUCCAGUGUAUAUGCAUUAUGGCAUGACCACUGACUGUCCACCAUUCUCUCUAUUCUCUCCCUCACUACUUCAAAUGUUUUGUGUUGAUCCCCAUCAUGUAAGAUGGGUCUCCCCUCUCCAACCCAGGCACAUUAUAAAUAAGACCUGGGACAUAAGUUGACUGUCGUUCUCAGUUAUUGGAUACUCUGUUGUUUUCACCAUCAUAUCAUUGUGCAAUGUCAGUCAAACUUAGCUAGACAGUCAUCCUUCGUUCCUUGUCAGUCAUACAUUUUUUGUUGGUUGUUGCCAUUGUUGUAAAUUAGAACUGUUGUCAUCGGCUCCUCACAUCCGAGACCGGUUGUUGUUGGAAGUGAUUUGCUGUCUAGUCACAUGAAACAUGUCUUAGUGCCAUACACACACCCGGUUCUCUCCAUACUUAAGAUACCUCGUAAGCUUUAGAAACCCGGUUGUCUCUAUAUUUGAGUAUUACAUAGCAAUUCUAAUAUGUUUGUAUUUUAUUGAUAAUAUUAUGAACGUAAGUUGCAUGCAUCUUUUUUUUUUUGCAGGUUAUUCUGAAUAAUUACCUCUAUACAUGGUAGAUGGUUAUAUGUUAAAAUAAUAUGAGAUGAUAUUAUGACAGAGCUAAAAGCUGGAGGAAAACAUUACAGAUAUAAAGACAAGAAGAAAAAUGAAUGAAAACCAGUAGUAGAUAAUUCAUUGCUGAAAUUUGAACAGUUAAUGGAAUAGCAUUAAUAUGAUAAUGAUGAAAUCUAUGACAUUCACGUCUCAAGCCCAUUUAAAGAUAGAAAUGAUCAAAUGGGGAUGUUUACAGCUACCACUCUCUGAUAGAUUAGAAAUGUUCAAAUGGGGAUGUUUACAGCUACCACUCUCUGAUAGAUUAGAAAUGUUCAAAUGGGGAUGU